Saccostrea cuccullata (small rock oyster) is the source of this 1362-nucleotide messenger RNA. Its product is annotated as zinc finger MYM-type protein 2-like. Bases 15 to 1040 code for a protein of 341 amino acids. The record is from RefSeq and is a predicted model, not a curated record. NCBI's taxonomy places the organism in Eukaryota, Metazoa, Mollusca, Bivalvia, Ostreida, Ostreidae. The transcript has 2 exons.
AUUAUUAUAUUAAAAUGGCAAAAACUAAUCCAAAUGACAAAAAUCUUACCACAUUGGAUAUAAAAGGCAUGGAAGAGAAUGAAAAUGACACAGACAAUGACUUGAAUGCAUUCAUUGAAGAUUUGGAUGAGGAAACAUUAGCAGGAAUCAGUUACAACAUAAUUGGAGAUUUUUCUGUUGAGCUCACUCCAGGAGGUGACCAAGUUUCACAAAACAAGCGCUUUGCUGAGGUCUGUUAUGACGAUAUUGAUAAAUUUCUGACAACUAAUGAGAACAAAAACACUUCUAAAAAAACUAAAUGUGAUAUUAACACAUUCAAAGAAUUCUUACAGGCAAAGGGAGAGUUCAGGGUCCCUGAAAUAAUACCCCCCUUUGAGUUAAAUUUGCACAUAGCGUCAUUCCUUCUCUCAGUCAAGAAAAAGGAUGGCACAGAAUAUGAGCCAACCUCUUUGCGGGCCUACAUGUCCAGUAUCAAUAGAUACUUGCAGCAAAAGGAGUAUGGGUACUCAAUCAUCAAUGACCUGCAGUUCAGCAAGGCACGUGAUGUGUUGAAAACAAAACAGAAACAACUGAAGUCACUCGGAAAGGGGAAUAAACCCAUGGCUGCUGACGAACUCACAGAAAAUGAAUUUAAAAUAUUUUAUGAAAAGAAGAUAUUAGGUCCCUACACACCUACCUCUCUUACAAAUUCUAUGUUUACAAUUUGCACCAAUCAUUUUGGAAUGAGGCCCGGCAGAGAAGUUCAUGAUUUGACUUGGGGAGAUAUUGAACUGAAAUAUGAUGAGGGGGAAAAUUUAGAAUAUAUUGUUUUCAAUCAGGAGAGACAAACAAAAACAAGAACAGGCGCUAAUCCCAGAGAUGUAAGGAAAUUAAAACCACGAGCUUAUGCCACACCAGCUGAACCCGAAAAAGACCCAGUUUCUCUUUACAAAAAAUUCAGUGACAUGCGGCCUGAAGAAACCAAACAGGAGAACUCACCGUUUUUUUUAGCAGUAAAUGCUCGUGCUGACUUAGGUAAAAUUUUGGAAUUAACUAUAUAAAAUUUAUAUUAACUUUGUUGUAAAUAUAAUUAACAUUUUAAAUGAAGGAAAACAAAAUCAUUAUUGUAAAAUAAUUCAUAUUAAAGGAGAUCAUACAAGUUACUGGUAUAAGAAAAAUGCCAUGGGUAUCAAUAAACUGUAUGGGUUGGUCAAGGAAAUGAAGUCCUCUGCUGGGAUCGACAGUGACAAGCGAUUUACUAAUCAUAGUAUGAGGAAACAUCUUGUACAAAGGCUAUCUGAUGCCGGAGUUCCAGCCAACCAGAUUACACAAAUAUCGGGACACAAAAAUGUCAACAGCAUUAACAACUACAGCAAAAUAAAC